CACCCAAAGGAACUCGGCUUAUCCUGUACAUGUACACCACACAUAAAACAUGCCCACCUCAAGUGCCUCAUGCAAUCUGGCCUCACACUCCACAACCCAUCCUCAGCUCACCACCCUAGCUAACAGCCUAAUUGUCUUGCCUACCUGAGCGACCCCAGCUAACUACACAACAGUAUCAGUGAAUCAUGGUUACUGCAUGGUGGAACGCCACUUGUGCUCCAGCCAUGAAAAUUCGCAACUUGGCCCUGAAAAUCCUGCCAGCCUCAUUGCUGGACUCGUUCAUCAAUCAGAAAAACGUCGAUCCCAUUCCCCCACUUCGAUUCCCCGAAGUUGAUGACCUAGUGCCACAACUUCUCCAAUUAGGUCUCACGCCAGAUUACGCCCAGCUCCUUCAACACGAGUUCGCUAGCACCGUCAAAAGAGUGGACGAAUCCCUGUCCGAUUCCUAUCAAACUGACGCCCUCAAGUUUCUUCCCAACGUCGACCCCAACCCGCGAUGUUCUUUUGUCCAAGCGUUACAAGAUCAGCUUCUUGCAGUUCGUGCCCAAGCCGUCCAAAGAAUCUUGACCAUCCUACAAUCUAGACUCGACUCCUUUGUCCAACAAUCCAAAGCUGCCCAAUCAACAUCCGAACCUUCUCCCUCAUCACCAUCCGCCUCCACUUCCUGUGACUCCCCAUCCUCAUCCGACCCCUCCGCCCACUCAGGGAAAGCCGGCAUCCGCCCCCCAAAAUUCACCCACAAACAAACCGUCGUCCUGAAUGCCCUACUAGCCCGCGACAACCAAUAUUCGACCGAAGAAAAAGACCUCAUUGCCCAUGAACUUGACAUGACUCCCGACCAAGUUAACCGAUGGUUCUGUAAUGCCCGUGCACGCAAGAAACCAUACUCUUGUCCAUCCCGUCGGCCCGGCCCCACAGGCCUCCUCCAAAGCUUGUCGCCCGGCUCCUCGACACGCGACUCUAAUAUGUCCCCCUCACCUGACCCAGAACCCGACGAAGACACAGAGAUGACCAUCAUUGCCACCCCCUCCUCCUCGUCAUCGUCUUCAUCAUCAUCGUCGAGAUCAGACCAGGACCAAGACGAGCCGAUGGACGCGUACUUUGACUUCCCGGCAUACCAGUCGCCGGCUCAAUCAUGGCCGGCCCAAUCACCCCCAUCCACACUUACUUCGGUCCCGGCCAUCCCAUUCGACUUCGACUCGCUCAACCAUUCUUCUGCUUCUUGUGCUUCGUCUGGAGACCCGGGACUCUGGAAUACCUCUCUCCCCCAGCCGGUCCCGUUCAACUUCCAGCCUUUCGCGUGUUAAUCUUCUACCCCGCCUCUC
Puccinia graminis f. sp. tritici CRL 75-36-700-3 is the source of this 1325-nucleotide messenger RNA. RefSeq lists its product as uncharacterized. The transcript is spliced from 3 exons. The record is from RefSeq and is a predicted model, not a curated record. Gene Ontology annotation, molecular function: DNA binding. The coding region runs from base 186 to 1307 and encodes 373 amino acids. NCBI's taxonomy places the organism in Eukaryota, Fungi, Basidiomycota, Pucciniomycetes, Pucciniales, Pucciniaceae.